This is a messenger RNA of Saccostrea cuccullata (small rock oyster), 1097 nucleotides long. RefSeq names its product squidulin-like. Lineage: Eukaryota; Metazoa; Mollusca; Bivalvia; Ostreida; Ostreidae. Gene Ontology annotation, molecular function: calcium ion binding. The transcript has 4 exons. Bases 54 to 770 code for a protein of 238 amino acids. The record is from RefSeq and is a predicted model, not a curated record.
GCUGUGAUUUCUUAAGUAGACAACUGGUGAAAGUUUUUAACAUAAAAUUACGUAUGUUUGCUUGGCAUCUUCAUUUCAUUGCAAAAGCUGUGUACAGCAGUAUGGCGGAUUUUGCAUCUUGGGUACAGCGCCACCUGUCGAGGAUACAGGAAGACUUCGAUGAGGUUGACAAGGACAAGAAUGGGUCGCUGGACUUCCCGGAGGUCUGUAAUGUGUUACAAAGGUCAGGGUUCAAAGGAACACAGGAGGAGGCAAAGAGGAUAUUCCAGUCUUUGGAUGUGGACAAGAAUAAUAAAAUAUCAAAAGAUGAAUUUGUGAAAUCUAUGGCCAAUGUUCCCAAAAUAGACUUCAAACAAAUCGUACUUCGGCGGGCUUUCCGGAAGUUGGAUAAAGACGGAAGUGGAUUUCUGACACGGGAUGAAAUUCUGGACGCGGCUAGCAAUGAGGCGGAAAUUAACGUGUCCGCGGAAAAAAUCUCCGAGAUGCUCAUCUAUCUCGUCAAAGACGAAGACAAGAAGAUAGACUAUGAAGAGUUUUUGAAAAUAUGGAACGUGAAGUCGACAACACCCGUCAUGCGAUCAUUGUUCCAGAAGUUGGACACAGACGGAAGCGGAAAAGUGGACCGGAAGGAGUUGUUAGACGGCCUUCACAGAGAUAGUGAGCUGCAUUUACAGGCGCCAAAAAUCUCGGACAUUCUGAUCAAAUGGAGCAAAAAUCACACGGGGCCGUUAUCUUACGAAGAAUUUCUUAAGGCUUACGAAAGCGUGUGAUAUAUACAGUGUAAAGACCUCACGUCUUUGAGAAAUGUAUGGACACUUAUAAACAUCAGUGUUGUGUUUAAUUAUGAAUUUAUAUCAUUGAUAUCUAAUUUGCUUUAUAGUUUAUAUUACAAUCAAUUGAAAUCCAAAUGAAAUGAGAGCUAUUUGCAGUGUGUCUAGAGCAUGCCUUGGACCAAGAUGAAACACUUCAUAUUACUCAAAUUUGUUUUCUUUUGCAUCAAUUUCCAAAUUAUUUUGUAUUUAUAUAAAUAUACAUGUAUGGUUUAUUUUGUCAACGUUGUGAAAAGCUGAUUAAAAUUUUUUACAAUCUCAGAGAAA